AUGGCCCAAAAUAGAGAAGAGAAGCACCAUGCACAGCACCAACAAUCACACUCGGUAUCGCAAUCAACCACUGAGAGGCCUUCAGGGCUGCGGGUGCCCUCGAAUCGCAAAACGAUAUACGACCGAAACCUGAACCGGAGUCGUAAUGCGGAAUCUAGUCGGGCAAGCUUUGCAUAUCUGUUUGCGGAGAUGGUGACAUAUGCGCAGCGACGGGUGACGGGUGUUCAGGAUCUAGAAAGACGGUUGAACGAACAGGGCUAUCCUCUUGGUCUCCGGCUGCUUGACCUCCUUCUCUAUAGAACGCUUACAGGCUCGUCGACCAGCAUCUCCUCCAACCAACCCAUCCGACCCCUCCGUAUCAUUGCUUUACUCCAACUCAUCCACGGUCCACUCUGGCGCCUCCUCUUUUCCCGAUCCGCGGAUGCGCUCGAACACUCCGUAUCUCCGGAUACACCUAACGAAUACAUGAUAACGGACAACGAUCCCCUAACAAAUAUGUAUAUUUCCGUGCCCAAAGAAAUGGGCCUGUUGAAUUGUGCAGCAUUCGUGGCGGGAAUAGUAGAAGGAGUAUGUGAUGGGUGUGGAUUUGAAGCUAAAGUCACGGCUCAUAACCAAGGGAAUGAUAUGUGGCCGAGUCGAACGGUGUUUCUGGUAAAAUUUGGAGAGAGUGUAAUGGAAAGAGAGAAAAUGCUGGAAAGGGCCGGCAUCAAGUAG
Messenger RNA from Ophidiomyces ophidiicola, 714 nucleotides. RefSeq names its product Trafficking protein particle complex subunit 31 (gene trs31). The record is from RefSeq and is a predicted model, not a curated record. Bases 1 to 714 code for a protein of 237 amino acids. Lineage: Eukaryota; Fungi; Ascomycota; Eurotiomycetes; Onygenales; Onygenaceae. Gene Ontology annotation, biological process: endoplasmic reticulum to Golgi vesicle-mediated transport. The transcript is spliced from 2 exons. Gene Ontology annotation, cellular component: TRAPPII protein complex; TRAPPI protein complex; TRAPPIII protein complex.